Messenger RNA from Drosophila biarmipes, 585 nucleotides. RefSeq lists its product as uncharacterized. The transcript has a single exon. Bases 149 to 361 code for a protein of 70 amino acids. The record is from RefSeq and is a predicted model, not a curated record. NCBI's taxonomy places the organism in Eukaryota, Metazoa, Arthropoda, Insecta, Diptera, Drosophilidae.
GAGCCGGCUGAGGCCACAGAAACGAAACGAGCGCGCCAAUGAUCGGACGGAUCCUCUAAGCAACCAACCCAGAUAUAGAGCCCCACUCUAUAGCGAAAGCAACCCAACUGUGAUACCAAACGAACGUAAAACCACACCCAGUGCCAAGAUGUCUGCUGCCAACAAGGUGAACCACUUGAUCGGAGCGACCACGCGUUACAUCGCCGGACGGAAUGCGGUGCAGACGGUCUACUGGCGCACCUCCGCCGGACCCAAUCCCCGCAUGCUGAAGACCAACAAGUCGCAGAACUUCGACCGCAGCCAGAAGGCCCCCCAGAGUGUCCGGCUGCAGAACUACAACCGCAGCUACAUCCGGGAUUAAUGGCGCCCUCCAAUAGUUCCAGCUCCGACCUUGACAUGUUCCUAAUGUCGCCAUAGACAUAUUUUUUUUGGGCCCUGUGUAUUUAUUCAAUGGAGUAUUCUGUAAGGCACCUAGAGUUAAUCGAAUCGAAAUCAAGCCAGCGCUACGACUUUUCAUGUACCUUGGCAUUAUAUAAAAAAAUCAGAGAUUAAAUAAAUGCACUCUAGCGCAUAGAUAAGAAAAUA